AUGACGGACACGAAAAUCAUCACCGCAUCAUCGAUGCCGGAGUUUAACCCGAAUGAGAAUUGGAAUUUGUGGUUUGAACGUCUCGAAUUACAUUUUGUCGAAAUUGAGUGCACAGACGAAAAGCAAAAAAUUUCAAUUUUAUUGAAAUUGAUCGGAGCAGAAGCAUAUCAAAUUCUGCAUUGUUUAUGCAGUCCGAAAUUACCGAGCAAAGAGAAGUACAACGAUUUGUGUGCGUUGAUGAAAGCGCAUUACACACCACCCGUAAUUGUUUUCAACGAGCGAAGAAAUUUCUACGCAGCGAAAAUGGGAGCCGACGAACGUGUAGCAUCGUGGUUUGCACGUGUGAAGAGGUUAUCACUCGAUUGCAAAUUCGUCGCUGGUGAUUUGGAACGUAUCGUUUUGGACAAAUUUGUCGUUGAAUUGCCAAGCAAAAUAUUCGAAAAACUUUGCGAAGAAGACGAAACGCUGACGUUGCAAACUGCAUUGAAAAAGGCGAUGAUGAAAGAAACAAAAAUUCAACAAUCGCAAAACAGCAGCGUGGACGUGAAUUUCAUCGAAGCGCGUGGCAAGCAAAGCAGCAGCAACGGCAACAACAACAACAAUCGCAAGAAUAGCCACGGUGACCCAUUGAAGAUCAUUGGUGAGUUUCAAACAGUUGUUAAUUACAAAGGUCAAAAGAUAUCAGGAAUAAUUGUAGUGACAAACAGUGACCGACCGACUUUGUUAGGUAGAAAUUUUCUGCGUGCUUUUAGUUUUGAAUUAGUACAAACAAAUCGCGUCAACAAUAUUUUUGCGCCCAACGAAAUGAUUGAUUCAAUCAAAAGUGAGUUUCACGAAGUUUUUAGUUGCGGUUUAGGAAAGUAUAACGUCACGACCAUUAAAUUACCCAUUCAAAAAGAUGUCACACCGAUUUUUUGCAAACCUCGCCCUGUUCCGUUAGCAUGGCGUGAUAUGAUAGCGAAACAGUUAGAUGACUUCGUUUCAAAAGGAAUACUUAUUCCAGUAGACAAUUCGGAUUGGGCUACACCUCUUGUGCCAUUAUUGAAACCUUCUGGCGAUAUUCGCAUUUGUGGUGAUUACAAAGUCACAAUUAAUCGAUUUUUAAUCGAUUUCAAAUAUCCAUUGCCACGGAUUGAUCAAAUUUUUGCUUCAAUGCAAGGAGGUAUUUUGUUUACUAAACUUGACAUGUCGAAUGCAUACAAUCAGUUAGUUUUAGACGAUGAAGCACAAAAAUUGUGUACAUGGAGUACACACAAAGGCAUUUUCAAAAUGACACGUUUACCGUUUGGCGUCAAAAUUGCCGCCGCACUUUUUCAAAAGACCAUGGAAAAUCUCCUUAGUUGCUUCUCAAAUGUAUUCUGUUAUCAAGAUGACAUUGUCGUCACUGGGCCAACUCUAGCAGAUCAUUUGAAAACGCUAAAACAAGUUUUGAUUAAACUUCAGACAGCCGGUCUCAGACUAAACGUCAACAAAUGUGAAUUUUUCAAGGAAAAAAUUUCUUAUUUAGGAUUUGACAUUGACAAAAAUGGUUUAAGUCGGAACAAAGAACGAAUCAAGUCCGUUCUCAAUUCACCACGACCAAGGGAUGUCUCUGAAUUAAGAGCAUUUAUUGGCAUGUACAUUAAAGGUUCUUUGAAUACGGCUGAUAGUUUAUCACGUAUUGCACAAGUUUCUACAGCGGAAGAAACCAAGGAGAGUUCAUACAUAAAUUAUGUAGGUUCAAACAUCAUGAAAACAUUAACGUACAAAGAUAUAGCCACACACACUCGACGAGAUCCAAUUUUAUCAAAGGUUCACGAUUGUAUUCAACACGGAACUGUCGAUCAGCUUCAAGGCAGUGAAUAUACAUCAUUUCGAAACAAAGCAACUGAAUUAUCUGUUGAAUCAGGUUGCAUUCUUUGGGACUAUCGCACCGUCAUUCCAAAUGCUCUGCGUAAGAUCAUUUUGCAAGACCUUCACGCAUCGCACAUGGGAAUU
Sitodiplosis mosellana (orange wheat blossom midge) is the source of this 1977-nucleotide messenger RNA. RefSeq lists its product as uncharacterized. Lineage: Eukaryota; Metazoa; Arthropoda; Insecta; Diptera; Cecidomyiidae. The transcript is spliced from 3 exons. The annotation marks the transcript as partial. The record is from RefSeq and is a predicted model, not a curated record.